CACCGACAAGAUUGUUGUUGAGAUAUCAUGACGUCGGUUUUCUCGGAAUUUAAUUUAAUAAUGUUUUCUUUCUGUAUUUACUUUGAUAACACGAGGAAGGCACUAACUGUUGUGGACUUGCUGUACCUGGAUAUUUUUUUUAAACUGAUAUAUACAUUGAUCGACUUCCGAUUUAAAUCCAGGUUACAAUGUAGUUUAAAAUAGUAUGUUUUGGAGUGUUUUUCGUACAUAUGAACAGGUGUAGAUUAUCCUUGAAGAGAUGGAAAAGACUCUAUGAGAAUUGUUUGUGGCCGGAAGUAUAUUUAAAAUCUAAAGGAAACAUGGACAUGUACACUUGCUUGAUGGUUUUAUUGUAUUGUCAUAUGGCUGCUUCAGCCUGCAAACAAACUUGUUAUUAUUGUGGCUGUAUAAAUGGAAAACCAUGUGCAGAAUCUUGGGCAGAAAGCUGUAGUGUAUUUAUUAACAGUACUGUUAAUAUAACAUGUCAGCUUCAUGAAUCUUAUGGAGAAGCUAAUUCCAGCCAUUUAUACUUCGUACGAGAAGAAAACGAACUAGAAAACGACAAUCUGAUCGUAGUUGAUCAAUCAACAACAGUGUUACAACAUGUUGUUACAGCUGGUGACAUCAGGAAGAAUUUCUGGUGCAAAACAAGAACAGAUUCAGCUUUAAUCCUCGGAAAAAUUGAACUGUUGUAUAUAGAUUAUUAUCCACAAGAAAUAGUAAAUUUCUCAUGUAUUUGGAAGGGUAGGGCGGCAGGUACACUACAGUGCUUCUGGAAACACCCUGUAAACUAUAGCAACUCAUACUUCAUCAAUGUUUCAUUGGAAUGGAAAACAAGAAGCAAUAAACCUUACCAAAACAGUUGUUUUGAGAUACUUGAUUAUACUAGGUGUGAAAACAUAACAGGGAAUAUAUAUGGACCCUCCAGUUUCUUCAGAAUAAAUGUCACAAACACAAGAAUGCAAUUAACAACGACUACAGUGAUACAAGGAGAUUUUAUUGGAGAUUUAUAUGGAAAACCUUAUAAAAUGGAAAAUUUCACGGUUCGGGAAAGAGAUAAAACUGCAAUUGAACUGGCUUGGGACACAAGCGAACAUAACCUGGAAUUUACAAUCCAAUACACCACAAAUAGGACAAAUACGGUGAAAUCAUUUAAUACAUCAGUGCUGAUUGAAGACUUACAAACAUACACUUUGUAUACGUUUGAAGUGUUUGCCCAUUAUACAGACAUAUUUAACCACACAAGACCGAUAGGUUUAUCAAGUGAUUCAGUUUAUCUACAGACAAGAACAGCACAAGAUGUUGCAAAGUUUGCCCCCAAAGUAACUGUGGGAGCUAUUGAAUUUGCAGAAGAUGUUCGGUCAAAAGUUAGAAACAUUACAGUUUAUUGGCAGUUAUGA
Molecule: messenger RNA, 1400 nt
Organism: Mytilus trossulus (common blue mussel)
Lineage: Eukaryota; Metazoa; Mollusca; Bivalvia; Mytilida; Mytilidae
Exons: 9
Coding region: 231-1400 (389 amino acids)
Molecular function (GO): protein binding
Source: RefSeq, a predicted model, not a curated record